Messenger RNA from Saccoglossus kowalevskii, 1303 nucleotides. RefSeq lists its product as uncharacterized. Gene Ontology annotation, molecular function: serine-type endopeptidase activity. NCBI's taxonomy places the organism in Eukaryota, Metazoa, Hemichordata, Enteropneusta, Harrimaniidae. Gene Ontology annotation, biological process: proteolysis. The record is from RefSeq and is a predicted model, not a curated record.
AGAACAACUUGGUGUUUGAAUACAAGUUGAUUAUUUCAAAAUCAAUACCAUCAUGCGAAUCUUCGUAUUGUUCGUUGUGGUUGCCGUGGCUAAUGCUGCAUAUCUCGUUCCUCUUCUGAAGAAUAGUGAGCCUAUAAAAAACAGCUACAUCUUGAAAGUCAAGGACUCAGUGGACCUUGAUGAUGUCGCUCCCAAGCUAGCUAAACUUCGCAUUGAAGUACAAUGGAAAUAUGUUACAUUGAAAGGUUUUGCUGUACGGGCUCAGGAAACGGAUCUACAUGCGCUACGAACUAUGAGUGAAUUUGAAUAUAUUGAGGAAGAUGGAGUUGUAAGAGCAAAUAUUGAAUGGGGAUGUGAUCGCAUUGAUCAGAGAGACCUUCCCCUCGAUGACAUCAUGAAUUUGUAUCACGAUGGCUCAGGAGCUCAUGUGUACAUAAUCGAUACAGGUCUACGUCACAGCCAUGUUGAAUUUGAGCCAAACCGUGCAUCUUUCCACUUUGACUAUGAAACCAGGGGUGACGUGCCUCCAGGUGAUGAUUGCAAUGGACACGGUACACAUUGUGGUGGUUCUGCUGCCGGUGUCACUGUCGGCAUUGGCACGUCUGCUCGAUUAUAUAGCGUUCGAGUUCUGAACUGUAUGGGUGCUGGUUCCUGGGCCAAUUGUAUUGCAGGAUGUGACUCCGUGACUGCUACGGGGACACGUCCAGGAGUAAGUUCAUUGUCACUUGGGGGAGGUGCUCACCAGGGCAUGGACGAUGCUGUUACACGGAUGAUUCAAGCAGGUUUUGUUGUGUCCAUCGCUGCGGGUAACGAUAACCACGACGCAUGUCUAAACUCGCCAGCCAGAGUUGAAGAGGCUAUUACUGUAGGUGCAACAGACGAUACUGAUACAAGGGCUUCAUUCUCCAAUUACGGCCCAUGCGUCGACAUCUUUGCGCCCGGAGUAAGUGUACGAAGUUCAUACCAUCUGAGCGAUACGUCUUACGCUACGCUGAGCGGUACAUCAAUGGCGUGCCCACAUGUUACAGGUGUAUCUGCUGUUCAUUUGGGAGCAAAUACGUGUUUUAACAACACUGACUGCAAAGCGAAAAUACUCGCGGAGGCUUCUGUGGAUAAAGUGAUCGACCACCAAUCCCCGGACAACUUGUUACUUUACUGUGAUUGAGUCACUCUACGAGUUGUGGGUGAUUCGAAUAUUUACGGCUAAUGUUAUAUUUGCUGUGAAACGAAAUCGUCAUGGAAUGCUGACCAAUAUGCAAAUAAGUACUUCUAAUUAAUAAAUAAAAAGUCAUGGAAAACCUCA